Molecule: messenger RNA, 1868 nt
Organism: Nicotiana attenuata
Lineage: Eukaryota; Viridiplantae; Streptophyta; Magnoliopsida; Solanales; Solanaceae
Exons: 7
Coding region: 122-1627 (501 amino acids)
Biological process (GO): protein transport
Source: RefSeq, a predicted model, not a curated record
AUAUUUUUCUUUACAGCCCAGACGACCGUUACACAUACAACUCUGUCCGUCUCUUCUUCACUACCAUCCCACCAUUUACACUCUUCUCACAACUUGCUUUGCUCUCUUUUUGAGGAAGAAAAUGACAGCAGCAAGCGUUGCCACCAAGCACUGCAAGAAGGCCGUGAAGAUGGGUCUAUCUCUCUUCUGCAGAACCUUCAAUUCCUCUAAAUGCAAGACAAUGGCGAAGAUGGCGGUGGCGAGGAUAAAAUUGUUGAGGAACAAGAGGGAGGUGGUUGUACGGCAAAUGAGGAGAGACAUUGCUAUGCUUCUUGAGUCCCGUCAGGAUGCCACUGCUCGUAUUCGGGUUGAACACGUGAUAAGAGAACAAAACAUAUUACAAGCAAAUGAGUUCCUCGAGCUCUUCUGUGAACUUAUUGUGGCUAGACUUCCUAUUAUUGCAAAGCAAAAGGAAUGUCCAGCUGAUCUGAAAGAGGGGAUAUCAAGUUUGAUUUUUGCAGCCCCCCGGUGCUCAGAUAUUCCAGAAUUGAUGAGAAUUAAAGAUGUUUUUGAGAAGAAAUAUGGGAAAGAUUUUGUUUCAGCAGCCACUGAUCUGCGACCCAAUGCUGGUGUAAACCGAGCGCUCAUUGAGAAACUCUCUGUGAAAACUCCAAGCGGUGAAGUGAAACUAAAAAUCAUGAAGGAAAUAGCAAAGGAAUACCAGGUUGAUUGGGACACUGCAGAAUCAGAGGUGGAGCUUCUCAAGCCACCAGAAGAGCGUAUAGACGGACCCAACGGCUUUGUAAGUGCCACUAGCUUGCCCCUGAAGCCAACCCCAAUGCAACCUGCUGAGCCUAAUAACCUUCCAAGGAAUUCAAAGCAACCUGCUGAGACUAAUUACCUUCCGAGGGCUUCAGAUGAUGGAGAAUCGAAAGUCACCAUAUUUGACGACCCAGCAUCAGCGGCUAAAGCAGCUGCUGAAUCUGCCAAGCAAGCCAUUGCGGCUGCUGAAGCAGCUGCAUAUUUGGCCAGUAAAGAUGCAAAAGCAUCUACUGGUCGUCAUCACUCUAUGAAUAAUGCAACUGUUGACAAUAUUCCUUUUGUUUCUGGUGCUCCUGUCCCCAAGUUUUCUCGAAAUGAUGUUGCACCAACAUCUCAGUCUAUAGUUGAUCUGUAUGAUGAUCAUUGGAGUAAGAACAUGAGGAAUCCUGAACAUACUCAUGGUUCUUCUGGCGAAGAGGUGCCAAUAGAUAUGAAAAGAUCACAGAAAUUCUAUAGGAGACAUAGCUAUAAUGUUCCAUCCUCAAAUUCCGAUGUGAAAUAUGAUGAUGAUUCAGAUUGUGAUGAGGAAAUUGAGAUGGAAGAUCCACCGAUUGGCAAUACAUAUCAACACAGCCCACCUACUGAUGCUAAUGGUGGAAAGUUCUAUAGAAGGCACAGCUAUAAUGUUCCAUCCUCACGUUCAGGUAUCAAGUUUGAUGAAUCAGAUGGGGAUGAAGAGAUAGAAACUGAAGAAGCCACAACAGGUUCCAACCGAGCCCCCAACCGGCCUGCACCACAAGUACCUCGGGUUCAUCCCAAAUUGCCUGACUACGACACACUUGCUGCUCGCUUCGAGUCUCUCAAUUCUCGGAACUCUCGGAGAUAGAUUAUCAGGACUCAUGGGAUCAGAUACAUUUUGUGCCAGUCGAUAUAUAGGGUAAUACAGUACAGAAACCAAGUUAUAUGUUAAAUGGUUCAUUAUAUAGUAUGUAGCAAUCAUUGCAUGGAGUAAAACUAGUUCCUUUGUGUCAAUGUUAUACAAAUUUUGAUGUAAUAAAUCUUGGAAUAUCCAUUUCGCAAGUUAAACUAGAAGUACCAACUACCCUUGGUAUAUUUUUGAUUAGUAA